AUGAAUUCGAAGAGCGACGAUUAUGACCUUGAGUCUCGGGGCUACUCCCGCGAAAUGCCUCGGCAGUUCUCCGUGUUUAGCCUUGUGGCACUUUCAUUCAGCUUGACCUGCACUUGGUCAGGUACUGGCUCUUCACUGGGCGUAGCAAUUCAAGAGGCAUCUGCCGCCGGUGCCAUCUGGUCUAUCCCAGUUGCAGGGGCUAUGACAGCCAUUCUAUCUGCGGGUGUGGCAGAGCUGGCAUCGGCGUUUCCAGUUGCGGGUGCCCAGUACUAUUGGACGUUUUGUCUUUCGUCGAAGGAGUACCGAUCCUUCGCGUCUUACAUAAAUGGUUGGCUCAGCAUAUUGGGUUGGUGGCUGGCAAGUGCAUCUGCCUGUAACUUCAUCGCAUCACUCCUUCUAUCGAUUGCUUUCUUGUGGUAUCCAGACUAUGAAGCAAAAAGCUGGCACCAGUGGCUCGUCUAUGUUGGAAUUGUUUGGCUGGCUGUGGCAUUAAAUACCUUUGGGUCCCAAAUAUUGCCAUUAUUCAAUCGAUUCAAUUUCAUCGUAGCUUGCUGUACCUUGACAGCAACUACCAUCACUCUCUUUGUCUGUAGUCGAAAUGAUCACGCCCCGGCUACUUGGGUCUUUGGCGACACAACCAAUGGCACCGGAUGGCCAAGCGAUGGACUGGCAUUCGUUCUUGCCAUAAGCACUUCCGUGUAUGCCUUCCUUGGAACCGACUGCGGUGCACACCUCUGUGAAGAAAUUCGCGAUCCAGCCAAAAACACCCCCAAGAUCAUUCUGCUGCCUAUCUUGAUUGGCCUCGGGACUGCAUGGCCAUUUGCCUGUGCGUGUAUGUACGCCAUCACAGAUGUCCAAGCCGUGUUAGAUACACCGUCGGGAAUUCCCUUGAUUGAAAUUUACUAUCAAAGCACCAAGUCAAAGGGUGCAUCUUCUGUUCUUCUGGCAUUGUUUGCAUUUUGUUUCUUUGGCUGCACUGUCGCAAAUGGUACUACAUGUUCGAGAACUAUAUGGGCCAUAUCUCGCGACGGUGCACUGCCAUUUAGUGGUAUUUGGUCUAGGGUGAACCCUAGAUUCAAGAUCCCGCUCAAUGCACUAGGUCUUUCCGCCACUGUCAUCUCGUUAUACGGCCUCAUUUUUCUGGGUUCCACGACCGCUUUCUCGGCAAUGGUUGGCGCAGCAGUGAUCUUCCUACAAACAUCAUGUGCCCUUCCACAAGCAAUAGUUCUUUGGCGUGGUCGAGACAAGGUUCUCCCUGAGCGAGCAUUCUCACUGGGCAAACUAGGUCCCACGAUCAACUUCAUCUCCGUGAUGUGGGUUUUGUUCUUGGAUAUUGUUUUCUUCCUACCGACCGAGCGACCAGUCACCAAAGAGAACAUGAAUUAUGUCUCUGUUGUAUCUGCUGGGCUGACUCUGUUUGUCCUUGGACUCUACUUUUUUUCGAAGAGAGGGCAGUUCAAUGGACCCCGUGUCCUUGAGGCACAUGCUGGUAUGAUUGAGGCUGUUCCUGCUGGAGAACAAACGGUUGAUCGCAGUAUGGACACAAACUGGGAGAGUAAAAAGUGA
Penicillium salamii is the source of this 1566-nucleotide messenger RNA. NCBI's taxonomy places the organism in Eukaryota, Fungi, Ascomycota, Eurotiomycetes, Eurotiales, Aspergillaceae. The record is from the annotation of a GenBank genome assembly.